Messenger RNA from Nycticebus coucang (slow loris), 467 nucleotides. RefSeq names its product MICOS complex subunit MIC26-like. NCBI's taxonomy places the organism in Eukaryota, Metazoa, Chordata, Mammalia, Primates, Lorisidae. Bases 69 to 467 code for a protein of 132 amino acids. Gene Ontology annotation, biological process: cristae formation. The transcript has a single exon. The record is from RefSeq and is a predicted model, not a curated record. Gene Ontology annotation, cellular component: MICOS complex.
CCAGCCUGAGCCUGCUCACCUUCAAAGUCUAUGAAGCACCGAAAAAGGACUCACCCCUCACAAAUCCAAUGAAGGGUAAUGAGCUUUCACUCUACUCAGUUCCCAAGGGUCAAUCCAAGUAUGUGGAGGAGCCACGGACCCAACUUGAAGAAAGCAUCUCACAACUGCAAAAUCACUGCGAGCCAUAUACAAGUUGGUGUCAGGAAACAUACUCCCAAACUAAGCCCAAGAUGCAAAGUUUGGUUCCAUUGGGGUUAGACAGCUAUGAAUAUCUCCAACAUGCCCCUCCUGGGUUUUUCCCAAGACUUGGUGUUAUCGGUUUCGCUGGCCUUUUUGGACUCCUUUUGGCUAGAGGUUCAAAAGUAAAGAAGCUGGUGUAUCCACCUGGUUUCAUGGGAUUAGCUGCCUCUAUCUAUUAUCCACAACAAGCCAUUGCAUUUGUCCAGGUCGGUGGGGAGAAAUUAUGA